UGCGCCGGUGCAGAUGUCCGGAGCCUCCCUGGGUCUGCGGACCCACUCACAGCGGAUGCGGAGCCGGGAUGAGGCGCGUGCGGCUGCCUUUAGUACGGCUUCGGAUCGUCACGCAAUCUGCGCGGAAAAGUCAGUGAACGCACCGGAGUCACGUCGGACCCGGACUGUGCGGACCCGGACCUGGACCCGGAUAAGGACCCGGUGGUCCCGGAGCGUCUGUAGGCAGUGUGUUUGGAAAGGCUGGGCUGUGGACUGUUGCUGCUCGGCUCUUUGUGCUGCACCGAAGCUUUUUCCAUUUGGGAAGAAAGACCUCCAAGAUAGAGUCCCUCAGGAAUAAAGUGGACUUGCUGCGCCUCCCUCUGGCCCUCUCCUCCAGAUCCAUCACCAACUGCAAGAGCCAGCUGGGCGUGGUCUGGGAAAAGGGAGGCGGCUCUGGGGCAGGAGGGGCUCGGAAACCCCGCCCACCGCCAGCCUCCGACAUGGACAAUGAGUCGACGUACUCUGGCUAUUCUUACAAGUCGUCCCACUCGCGCAGCUCCCGUAAACACAGAGAGAGACGGGACAGGCAUCGCUCCAAGAGUCGAGACAGCAGCAUCCGAGACAAGUCGGUGACCAUCCAGACUCCAGGAGAGCCGCUGCUGGAUGCAGAAUCCACCAGAGGAGAUGACAGGGACGACAACUGGGGUGAGACCACCACAGUGGUCACGGGCACCUCCGUGGACAGCAUCUCCCAGGAGGACCUCACCCGGGUCUGCAAAGACCUGGAGGAUUCUGCGCCUCUGGAAUGCCGUCGUUACCUGGGUCUAGCAUUAGGGGGCAUCUUGGGCCUCUUUGCCUUCCUUACGCCCCUGGCCUUCUUGGCGCUCCCUCAGCUCCUGUGGCGGGACUCACUGGACCCAUGUGGGACGCCAUGUGAGGGUCUCUACAUCUCUUUAGCCUUUAAGCUCCUCAUCCUUCUCAUCUCCACGUGGGCGCUGUUUUUACGUCCACCAAGAGCCACUCUGCCGCGCUUUUUUGUUUAUCGCUGCCUGCUGCUGGUGCUCGUGUUCCUGUUCGUGGCGUCUUAUUGGCUCUUCUAUGGUGUGCGGGUACUGGAACCCAGGGAGACGGACUACAGGGGGAUUGUGGGAUAUGCAGCGUCUCUGGUGGAUGCGCUGCUGUUCAUUCAGUACCUGGCGCUGGUGCUGCUGGAGGUCCGACACCUGAGGCCGGCCUUUUGCUUGAAAGUUGUGAGGUCUGCAGAUGGAGCCAGUCGAUUUUACAACGUGGGGCAUCUCAGUAUUCAGCGGGCUGCAGUGUGGCUUCUACAGAAUUACUACAGAGACUUUCCAGUUUAUAACCCUGCCCUUCUCAAUCUGCCAAAGUCCAUCCUCUCUAAGAAGACGUCUGCCUUCAAGAUCUACAACCUAGGGGAAGAGAACAGUACCAGUAACUCUACAGGACAGUCCAGAGCCAUGAUCGCAGCUGCUGCUCGCAGACGAGACAACUCCCACAAUGAGUACUACUAUGAAGAGGCCGAAGUGGAGCGGAGGAUUCGCAAACGCAAGGCUAGACUGGUGGUGGCAGUAGAGGAGGCCUUCACCCACAUCAAACGGCACCAGGAUGACGAGGGUACUGCAUCUUCUCCCAAACACCCUCGGGAGGUGAUGGACCCUCGGGAGGCGGCGCAGGCCAUCUUUGCCCCCAUGGCGCGGGCCAUGCAGAAGUACCUCCGAGCCACCAGGCAGCAGUCGUACCACAGCAUGGAGAGCAUCAUCAACCACCUGCAGUUCUGCAUCACACACAACAUGACGCCCAAGGCUUUUCUUGAGCGGUACCUCAGCCCAGGUCCCACCCUCCAGUACCUGGACAACAGCAGGGGGCGCCAGUGGACGUUAGUGAGCGAGGAGCCAGUGACCGCCGCCCUGCGCCAAGGCCAAGUCUUCUGCCUGAGACGCCUCGACUUCUCCCUGGUUGUCACGGUGACACCGCUCCCCUUCCUGUCUUUGGGUGAAGAGUUUGUUGACCCCAAAAGCCACAAAUUUGUCAUGAAACUCCAGUCUGAGACAUCAGUGUAGGAGGAGAGUGAAGAACAGAAGAAAUGGAAGGAGGACACAUGAGUCAGAGGUUAUUUGCUAAACAGUGUAUUUUUUUUAUACCUUUACACCAUCUAGUAACUAUUUUUUGACCUCUGUGAUGUCGAAAUUAGAAAAGAUGACUGAUGAUGAAUCCAUGAAACUGUAGUCGGUCAAAGGAAGAAAUAGCCUGUUCCUCCUUUGUCCAGAAAAACAAGGGCUCUUCAACUGUAUGAUCAGAUGUGUUUCUCAUAAAGUCAAGUCCCUGCGACGGAAUUUGUUCAAACAUCGGUCUGGCACCAUCAGUAGAAUUCUGAUACAGGGGCAAAAAAACUCUGGGAAUUCUGGGUAGUUUAGUUGAUUUACCAUUUUGAGUGUAUGGUUGCAGUUGUGUGGUUGUUAUUGUUCUUUCUUAAAGCAAGGGGAACUUUGAAGAUGAGGAAGUCAACAACGCCUACUAUUCCAACAGACUCCAACCUGUGAACCAGACUAGUAGUGACGGCUGAAGUCUUACUUGGAAAUGCCACGUUUAUUUUAAGAACUACAUGUGGCUGUGUUAAGUGAUGCGAGUCAGGGCUGUCUUUACUUCUCUUUUCUUCUUGUUACUUCUCAUUUGAUAAUUAAGUUUGUAAAACUCUGAAAGUCCUGUUAUCUUCCCACAUUUAUGACCUGAAUACAGCGUCUAAAGCAAAACUGAACUGAAAAUGUAUUCCAUGUACUUCCCAUUUUUCAUUCCACUGAACUGUUUCACAACAGAACACGUGAAAACCAUUUUUUACUCUUCAGAAGUUUGAAAUAAGAAUUUCCAAAUGGUACAUGAAUACGCAAGUGUGGUAUUUCCUGGAUUGUAUUACCAACAAGAAUGUAGUUGUUAUAAAGCUAACACUGAUGUGAACAAAAAGUAGGCACAUUAUUUUACAGGUUUAUGUCUAAUAACUGUUAGCGUUCACAUUUGCCUUGAAUGAUAAGCUUAAUACAGCCAAUACGCUUCCUUCUUGUGCACUAAUAUUGAUAACUGAUUUAUUUUGUAUAAUGUGUGUGAGCGUAUGUUUAAAUGUGUGGUUGAGUGGCUGCAUAACUGUUCCAAAAACCUCCUGGUGUACUCCAGAUCAGUCGGUUUUAUGCAAUUGUUUAGAAUUUUUUACUCCUAAACUACAUUAACUAAGACAGGUCAUUCAUCAUCUAAGCUUACCACCAGGUUUUUAUGGAGGUUUUUGUACCUUUUUGUGUCAUUCAUACUUUUUUUGGUAACAACUGCCUCAAAUACAGAGAAAAAAGGCCAAGAGUUGUCCAACGUUUACUACCACAGACGACUCAAAGUCAUGAUAGGUUAACAUUUAAAAAGAU
Molecule: messenger RNA, 3401 nt
Organism: Sphaeramia orbicularis (orbiculate cardinalfish)
Lineage: Eukaryota; Metazoa; Chordata; Actinopteri; Kurtiformes; Apogonidae
Gene: vangl2
Product: VANGL planar cell polarity protein 2
Exons: 8
Coding region: 480-2057 (525 amino acids)
Biological process (GO): multicellular organism development
Cellular component (GO): membrane
Source: RefSeq, a predicted model, not a curated record